Clonostachys rhizophaga is the source of this 1569-nucleotide messenger RNA. The record is from the annotation of a GenBank genome assembly. Lineage: Eukaryota; Fungi; Ascomycota; Sordariomycetes; Hypocreales; Bionectriaceae.
AUGGAAGAAUCACCCAAACAACCCAAACCUUCGACAGGUGUCGUUGACGAGGUGGCCUUGUCUGGUUCUGGGACGGAGGAGAUAACCAUGAAUGACGACUUCUUCCUCGAACAAAUGGGCUACAAUCCCCAGAUGAAACGCGAAUUCUCCCCGUUUCAGCUGAUCUGCAGCGCCUUCACGGUGACCAACUCAUGGCUUGGUGUCGCAUCUGGGUUCACCUCGGGAAUCAGCGCUGCCGGACCUGCCAGCAUCACCUAUGGGCUGAUUCUGAUGUUUAUUCUCAACAUCUUUGUAGCCAUUUCGCUCAGCGAGCUGAUCAGUGCCAUGCCCACCUCUGGCGGGCAGUAUUAUUGGGCACUGACGCUCGCUCCCAAGAAGGUGUCUCGUGUAGCAGCAUACAUAACGGGAGUAUGUAAUCUAUUUGCUGCCUACUGUAUCACAGCUAGCUCCACCAUUGCUGUCAGCCAGUUCGUCUUUGGGUGUAUCAAGCUUGCGUGCCCAUCAGUUGACAUAAGCGAAUGGCGCAUCUACUUGUUGGCUGUUGCCAUGAAUCUCAUCGGAGCCAUCCUCAAUCUCUGGACAAAGGCCGUUGCAACCAGUGUCAUCGUCGGCCUUUGGGUUAGCCUCCUCACUUGCAUUGCCCUGACCAUUGUCAUUCCCGUCCGGUCACACGCUCAUACGGACGCUACAUUCAUCUUCGCGACCCUCGAAAACUCGAGUGGAUGGGCAUCAGACGGAAUCGCCUUUGUCGUCGGUCUGAUCAAUGCCAACUUUCCUUUUGCUUUCCUUGAUAGUGCAGCACACUUGGCCGAAGAAACCCCCAACCCAGCCCGCAACGUUCCUAGAGCCAUUAUAUGCACAGUCUGUAUUGGCUUUUGUACCGCCUUUCCAUUCGCUUGCGUAAUCUUGUACAGCAUGACCGAGUACGAUCGCGUUUUGAACACUCCAACCAGGAUUCCUCUAAUUGAGCUCCUCAAUGUGUCGUUCCAGAGCCAAAACGCAGCCAUCACUGCCGUCUCCUUUAUCACACUUGCCUAUAUCUUCUCUCUCUUUCCCCAACAGGCAUACCAGAGCCGAAUGUGCUGGGCUUUUGCUCGGGACAAUGGCAUGCCAUUCUCAAGGAUCUGGUCCCAAGUCCAUCCCAAGACCAACGUGCCAUUGAACGCUCAUAUCCUUUCUGUCUGCAUUGUGAUCGUUUUGACCCUGAUCUACAUUGCUUCCAGCACGGCUUUCGCCAGCCUCAUUACUGGUGUUAUUGUCUUUCCAUAUUUGACUUAUUUGAUCCCCAUUGCCAGUUCCAUAUGGAGGGGCAAAAAUCAACCCAAGGGUCCCUUCCAUCUCGGAGUCCUUGGAGUCAUCGCCAAGAUCAUUACCUUGGUUUUCUGCCUCUUUACUAUCAUUAUGUAUUCAUUCCCAUUCAUAAUGCCAGCUACUGCAACAAAUAUGAACUAUAUUUCAGUUCUCUAUGUAAUUGCUUUUGUGUAUGGGGUUUUGGACUGGGUUUUCAGAGCUCGGCAUAGCUUUAGGCACAGUGGUAACCCAGUUGUUACCCGGGAGCACGAACAGUGA